UGCUCCACCACGUGCGGGCUGGGGACCUACUGGCGGAGCGUGCAGUGCAGCACCCACGUGGAUUCCGACUGCGCCACCCUGCGGAGGCCAGACCCGGCCAAGAGGUGCCACCUCCGUCCCUGCGCCAGCUGGAAAGUGGGAAACUGGAGCAAGUGCUCCAGAAACUGCAGCGGAGGCUUCCAGAUCCGGGAGAUUCAGUGUGUGGACAGCCGGGACCACCGGAGUCUGAGGCCAUUUCACUGCCGGUUCCUGGCCGGCCUUCCCCCUCCACUGACCGCAAGCUGUAACGUGGAGCCCUGCGAGGAGUGGCAGGUGGAGCCCUGGAGCGAGUGUUCCAGCUCCUGUGGAGGCGGAGUUCAGAAGAGAGGGGUGACUUGUCCAGGAGGCCUCUGUGACUGGACUAAACGGCCCACGUCCACCACAUCCUGCAGCGGGCACCCUUGCUGUCACUGGGUCGCUGGGAACUGGGACCCGUGCACUGUGUCCUGUGGAGGUGGCUUUCAGAAGAGGACUGUCCAUUGCGUGGCCUCAGAGAACAGUAAAACCGAAAGCCAGGACCAAUGCCUGUGUGAUCACGAACCCAGACCCCCAGAAUUCCAGAAGUGCAACCCGCAGGCCUGCCGGAAGAAUGCUGAUCUCCUUUGCACCAAGGACAACUUAUCAGCCAGUUUCUGCCAGACGCUGAAAACCAUGAAGAAAUGUUCCGUGCCCACCGUGAGGGCUCAAUGCUGCCUCUCGUGUUCCCAGACGCACGUGGCCCACACCCAAAGGCCAAGGAAGCGACAGCCACUCAAGAUCCCCAAAGCACCCUGAGUGCAGAAGGAAGCCACCCCCCACCAUAGACUGCAGCAGCCUGCUGACCAGGACAUGUUCUAGCCCAGGGACCACUUCCUCGCGGUGUUACUCUGUGUGUUUCAGGUUCAACUUUGACUCAUAACAAAAAAGCACGCUGUGUCCCUUUAGCCACACAGUUUCCCUCAGGAGUCAUGCACUGUUGUGCUCACUGCUCCCUGAUAGGCAGGGGAGGUGUCCAGGAGAACUGGGCUUCUCAGGGGGUCAUCUCCUGGGAAAGAUACCCAGGUGGAAAAGUCUAUGAAAUGAUGUCUUUUGUUUCUCCCUUAAAGAUAAAAACAGACAGAGACCAUAUUUUCCCCAGACUACCUCAGGAGAAUCAGGAAACAGAGCCUCACUUAUCCAGGGAAGAAAUACAGUUGUUAAUUUACUUGGAUGAAAUCACUCCUUUUUUUCUUUUUUUUUCUAAAUCUCCCUACUUGGGGCAGCUGCUGUUUCAGAUGUCAUGGGAGAGCUUUCAGGAACAUUCUUGUAAUUCAUCCAGGCAGGGGACCGCUUUCUCUACCCAAUAUUUAACUGAGGCAGGAAGAAAAAGUCCUGGCUACAGACUCAGUCUGUCCCUAAUCCCUGUAGACUCUACAUCUGAGCUGUUUAGACUCCCGUGCCUUCCUAGGGACACUAGAAAAAGAGGAAUGGGCAGGAACUGUAGCUUUAGUAAACCUAAGGGAUUUAGGUUAUACAGAAGACAUUUCUGACUUAGGAUAAUUUCUAUGAAAACUCUUAAAAAACAAAUGAUCAGAAGUCAGUUUCUUGUAUAAGGAAGAGAAUGUGGGCUUCUAUUCUUCCCACUUCCUGGCACAUACCCAUUGCUUCUUAGAGGAGAUGUGAGUCUUCCUGUGUGACUGUCCCUUCCCUGGCACAUCCCUGCCUGGAUCUUCAAUUCAGGGUGAGCAUCUUUCCACCGCUGGGGCUUUACACAUCACAAGUGCUACAGCCAGGUCUGUGUCUGCAACCCGCCCACCCACCCUCGGGUUCUGAAAUGGAGCUCUAGAUGAAAAUAUUUCUAAGACCUAGGUAAAUUGUAUCAAGUAUAGAAAAACUUUGUAUAAACUAAUAGUCUCAAGAAAAAAACUUUUCGAAAAGGAGGUAAAGCUGACAUAUUCUCUAGCACACCCAGUAGUUACUUUUGAGAAUCUGUUUCCUUGAAGGGAACGGAUGAGUCAGGGAGUCCAAAAAAAUUAACAAGGCUGAAUCUCUGAUGUUCCCAUCACCCAGCAGUAGUCAAAGUAGGUUAGGGUCUCAAGUUGAAGGUGAAUUUUCUGGUUUGUAAGAGGAGGUGUUUCUAUGAACUGAACCUGGAAAAUCAGGGGAGGGUGAGAGGAGUAGAGACCCCAGGGAAAGAAGCCUUCAGAACCAGCUCUUGACAGGGGGGAAGGCAGAAGAGUCAUCUUCAUGUCAUGGGUCGUGUGUCUUCAGACUCACUCACAAGUACCAUUAACAUUCACCGUGGAGCACAGUGUCGCAUCUUUCCCUUGAGUUAUCUCUCCGUUCAGCAGAAUGGUGCUAUUGAAACAUGGUGCUAAUAUCCAGAUGGUGGCAGAACAAAUAUAAACAUGUAGAUAGAUGUACAAGUGGGCAAAUCCAUAUGCAUCUUCUGUUAAAUGUGUAAUGGUGUUGCUGGCCAACGCCAGUUCUAUUGCUUGGAUACCAGAAGCUGAAAAUUUUUAUAUUAUGCGCUUUUUUUUUCAAGCCAUUACUGUGUAUUAUUCUGAUAAAUGCCUGUGGAAACUAAAACACUGGUGUUGGGAUGGAAUUUGAGAUAGGACCAGACACAGUAACAAGGUAAAAAUGUUUACCAAAAUCAGGGAAUUUAUUUCUGUAUGAUUAGGUUCUUAUAUUCUGUCCUUAAAUCUAAACAUUGCUGGCCGAUUACAGUCUCUGGUGAAAUCAGUUUUAGAGAGAAGAUGCUUAAAUCAUCAGUGACAGGAGUAGAAGAGAACCUGAUUUUUUUUCUAAUGAGGCAGUUUGCAAAAACUGUCCCUGAAGUGUAGUAUAGGCUUUCAAGGGGAUUAAUUUAGUAAGUUGGAUGGAUUUAACUUAACCUGGUACUCUGCUGUCCCAGGGCUCCUCCGGUGGCUCAGACGGUAAAGAGUCGCCUGCAGUGCAGGAGACAUGGGUUCAAUCCCUGAUUUGGGCA
Molecule: messenger RNA, 2989 nt
Organism: Odocoileus virginianus texanus
Lineage: Eukaryota; Metazoa; Chordata; Mammalia; Artiodactyla; Cervidae
Source: RefSeq, a predicted model, not a curated record